Molecule: messenger RNA, 1209 nt
Organism: Linderina pennispora
Lineage: Eukaryota; Fungi; Kickxellomycota; Kickxellomycetes; Kickxellales; Kickxellaceae
Exons: 1
Coding region: 219-1127 (302 amino acids)
Molecular function (GO): peptidase inhibitor activity
Source: RefSeq, a predicted model, not a curated record
GUCAAACAUCAGGUGAGGUGGAGAGGGCUAGGGCUGUGCAACCACGGCUACCGCUAGACUGGCCACAGGCAGCCAAGCGGAAUAAAACGCACCUCUUAGCCUACUCCACCGCCAAAAUCCUUUCCCUUUUUCCUCGUCAAUACUGAACAUACUUUUACCUCUUUCUUAAAAGCUACCUUACCCUGUCGUUUACAUCCAAACAAUCCUAUAUCCCACCAAUGGCCUCGGAUUCAACCGACCACGAAAAACUGCUGGGUGCCUCGGAGCAGCAGCACCGGCGGGCCGAUAUAGAGAGCAGUGAGGCGGGGCAGAGGCGUGCCCAGCUUCUUCGGCAGAAGCGGAUCGAGCGCGUAGUGCAAUACGUGUUUGGUGGCAUAUUCCUCCUUCUCGUCAUCAUCAUCACCACGUACGCAGUGUCCAACACCAUCAUUGGAUGCGCUGAUCCUGUCGAAGAGCAGCAGGACGCAGCGCGGCUGAUGGACUACAAUGAGCUUGACUGCCGGACCACCGGGUGCAACAGGAACUUUGAGUGUGUCCUGCUGGACGCGGAGUUUGAGUGCGCCAACCCGCCGUGCAAAAAGUCCAUCUACCAGUGCGUUCCGGCAGCCAUGUUUGAGGACUCUGAUAAGGUGGUGUCUAUCCAGGCUGCACCGCCAAUGAUUAAGCGGGCUAUGCCUGUUCAGACAGCCCAGCUGCAGGCUGACUUAUUGAGCCUGGCUGCUGUCGACGAGCUCGAGGGCGACAUGCCGCCAGCCUUGGCAAAGUGCAUCGAGAACCACGAUGGACGGAGUAUCUGGCGGAUCGAGGGCGACGCGUGCAACACCUGCCGCUGCACUGACUCGGGCAGGGUCACCUGCACCCGCAAGCUGUGCAACCCGAACAACCUGCUGUUCGAGUCGCUGAUGAGCAAGGCGGAGAGCAACGAGCUGGCUAGCCCACAGUCGACAGCGCCGGCAGUCAAAAAGGCUGCUCCUGUAGUGGAGGCGGCGGGUUCCAAGGGCCCAGAUCGUGUGAACCGUGCCGCACGCACUCGGACGACCAUCAUGAUUCCUGUUGUCACACUUGCCGACGAGGAAGGUGAGCUCGCAACACUGUUCACAUCGGUUGCCGUGGAUAUCCAGAGCUGAGUCUCACUUUGCGUCUAUUUCUGCCAAGUGACCCUCGUAGCUUAUAGCCUGUUUAAUGUAUACUCCUGUUCUAAAUCUGGGU